This is a messenger RNA of Colletotrichum spaethianum, 615 nucleotides long. Its product is annotated as protein hob1. The record is from RefSeq and is a predicted model, not a curated record. Bases 1 to 615 code for a protein of 204 amino acids. Gene Ontology annotation, molecular function: lipid binding; protein binding. The transcript has 3 exons. NCBI's taxonomy places the organism in Eukaryota, Fungi, Ascomycota, Sordariomycetes, Glomerellales, Glomerellaceae. Gene Ontology annotation, cellular component: actin cortical patch; Rvs161p-Rvs167p complex; medial cortex. Gene Ontology annotation, biological process: endocytosis; plasma membrane tubulation; actin cortical patch localization.
AUGCAGUCCGUGCAGAGGCAGUUCGGCAAGCUCAUGAGCAAGAGCCCUGGCGACAAUGCCAAAAUUGCAGCCGUCUUACAUGACUACGAGGAUGCAGACAGACUGCUGGGCAAGAUCAUCGAGAACACAAAGACUCUCCGUGAUGCCUGGGUAGCCAUGGCCACCAGCCAGUGGGCCAUUGUGAAGGAAUACGAGGGCUUGUACGACCCCAUUAUUGGAGCUUCUGAGGGUCACACCCGCCCUGGCAUCGCGACCCCUCAACUGCAGCUUGAUCGCACCUUCAAGCUCAGCGGAGCCUACUCUGACCUUAAGGACGAGCUCAUUGGGGAAGUGACAGCCAUUGACUCGCAGGUCAUCCGUCCAGCCACCGAAGCCCGCGAAUUCAUUCAGCCACUACGCAAAACCAUCAAGAAACGCGAGAACAAACGACUGGACUACGAAAAAUCGCAGGAUAAGGUUAAAAAGCUUCAGAAGAAGACCGGGAGGACGCCCAAAGAAGAGGCCCAGCUGUCAAAGGUCGAAUUUGAAAUGUCAUGCGCCUCCGAGGAGUUCGAGGUCGCAGACGCCCACCUUCGAGAUGCCUUGCCCCCAUCAUUGAAGCCAUAUUUACCCUAA